Molecule: messenger RNA, 543 nt
Organism: Perca flavescens (yellow perch)
Lineage: Eukaryota; Metazoa; Chordata; Actinopteri; Perciformes; Percidae
Product: mannose-specific lectin
Exons: 3
Coding region: 120-458 (112 amino acids)
Source: RefSeq, a predicted model, not a curated record
AAUGUCACGUCAUCUGUCACUCCCUUUCCAUCCCCAGAUCAGAUGAUAUAAAGAAGAUGUGAAUUUCACUUCCUUCACUUCUGCUCACAGACUGACUGGUGUGACAUUCAAGACUGAUCAUGAAAAAGAACUUCUUGUCUAAAAAUGAGCAGCUCUUCAAGGACGAGUUGCUGGUUUCCAACAACGGGAAGUGGCAGGCUAUCUUCCAGGGUGAUGGUAACUUUGUCGUCUAUGGCGACAGCAAGCCUGUGUGGGCUUCAGGCACCAAUGGAUCAGACCGUUACCGUGUGAUCAUGCAGGCUGACGGCAACCUGGUCAUGUACAACAAUAAUAACCAAGCCGUGUGGAGCACAAAUACAUACCUCAAGGAGGAGUGUGAGAUGUGCCGUCUUGUACUGACUGAUAGCGGCAAACUGGAGUUGAUCCAAACUGUACCUAAAAAAGUUUGGAGCUCAUGAUGAAAUUAGGCCCAAUGUCUUAACAUCACAAAGUUUUUAAAAUGAAAUGCUUUGCAAGUGAAUGCUUUGUUUGUGAAUUACAAUA